Lottia gigantea (owl limpet) is the source of this 474-nucleotide messenger RNA. RefSeq lists its product as hypothetical. Lineage: Eukaryota; Metazoa; Mollusca; Gastropoda; Lottiidae. Gene Ontology annotation, molecular function: actin filament binding. The coding region runs from base 1 to 474 and encodes 157 amino acids. The transcript is spliced from 6 exons. Gene Ontology annotation, cellular component: actin cytoskeleton. The record is from RefSeq and is a predicted model, not a curated record. Gene Ontology annotation, biological process: actin filament organization.
AUGUAUUCAGGUCAACCUAAUUACCUCUUCUUACUUUGUUUACUAUAUCUUCUACUUAAUAAGAGCACUGUAUCAAAACAACUCUUUCAUAUCACAUCACAUCCUUUAUGUAAGGCCAGUAGAAAGAUAUCAAAAUGUGGAUACUUGUUUGUGGCACCUGAUUUUGACUUCAACAGUCCAUUGGACAGAUCUCGGAGAUGGCAGAGAAGAUUUUUUGUGUUAUAUGAUGAUGCUGAACUCACAUUCUCUGUUGAUGAUAAUAUUAAUACAGUACCUCAGGAAGUUAUUGAUAUGAAUAAAUGUGUUGAUGUAAUAGAUGCUGAAAAAUCUACAUCCCAUCCCAAUGCUAUUGGUGUUGUAACUCCAGAAAAAACUCACUUUAUUAAAGGAGAAUCUAAGGAAGAAUCACAAUGCAGUAAUUUUACAGUUGAAAAUACUAGCUAUACUAUCUCUUCAUCUAUAGAUCAUACGUAA